Pleurotus ostreatus (oyster mushroom) is the source of this 453-nucleotide messenger RNA. RefSeq lists its product as uncharacterized. The record is from RefSeq and is a predicted model, not a curated record. NCBI's taxonomy places the organism in Eukaryota, Fungi, Basidiomycota, Agaricomycetes, Agaricales, Pleurotaceae. The coding region runs from base 1 to 453 and encodes 150 amino acids. The transcript is spliced from 2 exons.
AUGGGACCUUCCAUUCCUGUCUCUUAUGGCUCGACAUCUGGGCAUCCAGGAGCCUUUCCCGUCGGGCCAGCCAGCACAUACGGAGAACGUAACACCUACCGCUCAGGAGGAACCUUGCCUCUAUCUGGACACCAAGGAUCGGUUACGGAUGGGCAAACGCAGGUUUCGCGACCGAAUAGUUCACGCGGAGAACUUCAGAUCCGCUUCGCAGCGGGAAACGUCGAUGUAGAAUAUGAGGGGCCAUCGGAUGGGGAGUCGUUGGAUGAGGCGUCAUCGGAUGGGCAGUCGUUGGAUGAGGAGGAGUCGGAUUGGGAGUCAUCAGAUGGGGAGUUCAGCGAAGAAAAUGGAACGGAUGGGGACGUCUCGGAUUUGUCGGGCUCUGAGGUAUGGACGGUCGUUGACGACGAUGAAGAGUGGAAUAAUCUGAGCGACGACGACGACGACGACGAGUGA